AUGUCCCCAGUUCAAUUAGCUGAAAAAAAUUACGAAAGAGACGAACAAUUCACCAAAGCUUUACACGGUGAUUCCUACAAGAAAACUGGUUUAUCUGCCUUGAUAGCUAAAUCCAAAGAUGCUGCCUCUGUUGCUGCCGAUGGUUAUUUCAAACAUUGGGAUGGUGGUGUUUCCAAAGAUGAUGAAGAUAAAAGAUUGAAUGAUUACUCACAAUUGACUCAUCAUUAUUAUAACUUGGUUACCGAUUUUUACGAAUAUGGUUGGGGUUCUUCUUUCCAUUUCUCAAGAUACUAUAAAGGUGAAGCUUUCAGACAAGCUACUGCUAGACAUGAACAUUUCUUGGCUCACAAAAUGAACCUUAAUGAAAAUAUGAAAGUUUUAGAUGUUGGUUGUGGUGUUGGUGGUCCCGGUAGAGAAAUCACUAGAUUUACUGAUUGUGAAAUUGUUGGAUUAAACAAUAACGAUUAUCAAAUUGAAAGAGCUAAUCAUUAUGCCAAAAAAUACAAAUUAGAUCAUAAAUUAUCUUAUGUUAAAGGUGAUUUCAUGCAAAUGGAUUUUGAACCAGAAUCAUUUGAUGCUGUUUAUGCCAUUGAAGCCACUGUUCAUGCUCCAGUUUUGGAAGGUGUUUAUUCUGAAAUUUACAAAGUUUUGAAACCAGGUGGUGUUUUCGGUGUUUAUGAAUGGGUCAUGACCGAUAAAUACGAUGAAACCAAUAAAGAACAUCGUAAGAUUGCUUAUGGUAUUGAAGUUGGUGAUGGUAUUCCAAAAAUGUAUUCCCGUAAAGUUGCUGAACAAGCUUUAAAAAAUGUUGGAUUUGAAAUUGAAUAUCAAAAAGAUUUGGCUGAUGUUGAUGAUGAAAUUCCUUGGUAUUAUCCAUUAAGUGGUGAUUUGAAAUAUUGUCAAACUUUAAGUGAUUACUUGACUGUUUUCAGAACAUCAAGAAUCGGGAGAUUUAUCACUACUGAAUCCGUUGGUUUGAUGGAAAAAAUCGGGUUAGCACCAAAAGGUUCUAAACAAGUUACUCAUGCUUUAGAAGAUGCUGCUGUUAAUUUGGUUGAAGGUGGUAGACAAAAAUUGUUUACUCCAAUGAUGUUGUAUGUUGUUAGAAAGCCAGUAGAAAAGAAAGAUUAA
Candida dubliniensis CD36 is the source of this 1131-nucleotide messenger RNA. RefSeq names its product sterol 24-C-methyltransferase (gene ERG6). Gene Ontology annotation, biological process: ergosterol biosynthetic process. The coding region runs from base 1 to 1131 and encodes 376 amino acids. The transcript has a single exon. Gene Ontology annotation, cellular component: endoplasmic reticulum. Lineage: Eukaryota; Fungi; Ascomycota; Pichiomycetes; Serinales; Debaryomycetaceae. The record is from RefSeq and is a predicted model, not a curated record. Gene Ontology annotation, molecular function: sterol 24-C-methyltransferase activity.